Molecule: messenger RNA, 1660 nt
Organism: Gadus morhua (Atlantic cod)
Lineage: Eukaryota; Metazoa; Chordata; Actinopteri; Gadiformes; Gadidae
Gene: nkx3.3
Product: NK3 homeobox 3
Exons: 2
Coding region: 116-1021 (301 amino acids)
Biological process (GO): cell differentiation; regulation of transcription by RNA polymerase II
Cellular component (GO): nucleus
Molecular function (GO): DNA-binding transcription factor activity, RNA polymerase II-specific; RNA polymerase II cis-regulatory region sequence-specific DNA binding
Source: RefSeq, a predicted model, not a curated record
AGCUGCUGACGCAUCGACACCUGACUACAGAAGACUUGCGGUGACUCGCAGCUGGCAAUCAAUUCACCUGAUUCGAUUAGUCGAUCAGUGAAUGCGGACAAGUCGAUAACAAAACAUGACACUGUCCCUUUUCCCGUUCUCCAUCAACGACAUCCUCAGUAGAGGACUGGAGGCGCGGGAGAACCUUAAGAAGGGCACUACGGCAGAAGCGUCAAGGCAACCCACCUGCAACGCCGCAGAGAGGGAGGCCGUGGGACGGGGUAAAGCCCGGGAUCAGUGCAGGACGGUCCCGGCGGAGCUGCCUCGUGCAGAGGUGUGCGGAGAGGGAGGCGACGCGCCUGGUCCCGGGUUGACUACUGCUGGGAUUUAUACAUCUGAGAGCUACUGUGGAAACUUCCCACGCUGGGGAGCCAAACACACUUCACUCAAAGAAGAGAGGGAAGAAGAACGAAUGCACUGUUCGAAGCACGACAAUAAAGACGACGACGGCGGCGGCGAUAGGUUCAAAUUCGAGACCAAGGAUUCGCAGCCCGGGUCCGGCAGCAAGAAGCGCUCCCGGGCGGCCUUCUCCCACGCGCAGGUGUACGAGCUGGAGCGGCGCUUCAGGGUGCAGAAGUACCUGUCCGGCCCGGAGCGCGUCGACCUGGCCGCGGCGCUCACACUAACCGAGACGCAGGUCAAGAUCUGGUUCCAGAACCGGAGGUACAAAACCAAACGACGUCAGCUGCUGUUGUCGACGGGGCUGGCCCCGUCCAGCCCCCGCCCGGGCCUGCUGGGGAAGAAGGUGGCCGUCAAGGUGCUGGUGAGGGACAGCCAGAGACAGUACCCGGGGGGGUUCCCCGCUGUGCCGCUGUAUUCCACGCACCAGUACAGCCCCUACCUCCACUGUUUCCACACGUGGCUGCCGGGCAGUAGGCCUGCUCUGCUGCGGGGGAAUUGGCCCACGGAGGCAUACAUUUACAAAGGAUUGGGUGGAGAAGACUUUGGUGUUAAAGACAUUAGUACGAAUGGGCAACAAUGAGACACGAGCGGACGUAUUGAGUUGUUGUUCCAAACGACGCACCGGCUGCUCAUGUUUUGUCCUUCACGAAAGUUACAUGUUUUAUGAUUGAUUCCCUAUUUCACGAUUUUUAGAUUAAUAUAAUGAAACAAGCACCUCAACCUCAUUAUGAUUUGUGAUAUGACUUAUCAUUUAAAACCGUUGCUCUUUUCAGGACAGCUGAGGUAGAUCCUUUUUUUUUUUUUUACUUUUUAUGUGAAAUGUUCUUAUUGAAUUGGAACAAUUUAAUAUUCUCUUAUUUACAAUGAGAGAGUUUGUUUAUCUAAUAAGUGGAAUUUACGUUAGUCACCCCAACGGUUGACUUUUGAUUACGCAUUUCGAUUACAGUGUAGCCUUAAGCACAAAUAAAGGAAGGGCUUUCUGUUCAUCUUGAGGCAUUGCUAAAAAUAUGUAUAUCCCUUGAUUUCCCCGUGUAAACUGCUUUUAUUGUGCUGCAGGCCUACUUAAAGAGCACCGGAGUUUUUCAGUUGUAUCUGUAAGCUACAUGAACCAAACCAUCCGUUAAUUUAAAUACAAGUGACAUAGGCCUACAUACUCUGAGUCAAUUAUAAAUGGUAUGCCCUAGAAGAAUGGAAAUUGUUAACAAAGACUAUUUAUUAA